Molecule: messenger RNA, 3467 nt
Organism: Seminavis robusta
Lineage: Eukaryota; Bacillariophyta; Bacillariophyceae; Naviculales; Naviculaceae
Source: the annotation of a GenBank genome assembly
AGAUGUUGUCCAAAGCGUACCAUCAUAAAAUAGGUCGACCAUGACGACAACUAACUGCUGGGAGCGUGAGGUUGGAUUAGCAUGGCUCUAUGACUAAUAUGCAGCCAAGGAAGCCGCGGACUAAGUACAGCACUGUUGAAGUUUAAUUGGAGGCUGCUCUAACCAGGCAGCUACUCUAAUCUGGAUUUUGACGAUUUUUUCUUCUUUGAUGAACAAGUCACCACAGCAUGAAGGCUGAUGCUCUAAAGCCUGGUGGCGAACUGCAAGGUCGUCAAGUGCGUUUGAAGCGGCGACGACAAGAAGGCCUGUCUGUGCAUUCGUCGCUCUUUGCCCGGCUGGCCCCUUCCCUCGCGGUUACGCUUCACGCGGACGCGCUCGACCAUGCAUGUAUCCAAGCCGAAGGUUCCACCAUCGGUACCAGUAACAAACAGACCAAUGGCUGGAGUGUUUUGUCCGCAUCACAAAAUGACAAGAUCGAGUUCUUGCCAUUGGCUAUCACUUUUGAAUCGAAUGUGACAAUUUACGUCUCGUACAAUGGAGGAGACACUGACUGUGAUGGUCCGGGGGAAGAUGGAAUACUAGACUUGCCAAUUUCCGUGCUUCCGGACGAUUUUGUGGACGACCAGCCAACGAUGGUUCAAAUAAUGGCCCUUUCUUCCAUCCAAGAUGCGGACAUUUUGAUGGUAGAACCCUUGACAUGCGACGAUUGGGAAUUGCUUGAGAUCAAGGCCGCCUUUUUGGAAAGUGGGGCGCUGUUGCAACAGAUUAGUGUUGUGUAUGCGGGGCAAACAGUUCCACUUUGGGUGGGGGCACACGAUGUGGCCAAGGUUCGUGUCUUGGCAGAAAACUUUGGCGGUGAAGGGUGCUUGCGGUUGGUGCAAAACACUCGCAUCAGUGUGGUUCCCAAGCCUAGACCAAAGUUGGAUCCAAUCAGUCCUCCGCUGAGAAUUCUCCCCACUGCAGUCGACUAUUCAGAACCAAUGAAUCAAUUGGCAAAGCAGGCAGGAAACCCACUGGUCUUUACGACUCCUGGGACUGCGUUUGUGAAUCCAGCGGCCAAGGACGACAUUGCGGGGUUUGUGGGUGACAAGUAUCAAAUCGCCGUGUUGUGGAGUGCAGCCAUUGGCCGCAAUGAGCCAUCGAGCCCAGAGACAUCAUGUCUACUGCAAAUUGCCUUUUCCGAAAAGGUUCCCAAAGAUCACAUUGCGAUCCAUUACCUGACUCGAGCCAGGUUGAAGUUAGAGCCUUUUCUGGAUUUUGUCCAUUUGAGAGUGCUUUCACCAAUUGAAGUGCUCCGGGGUUCAUCCAUGCUCUCCGACACCACCGAAGAAACCCAGCAAGCACCAAUGAGCCUCAUAGACGUGGAACCAAGAAAUAUCCGAACGGGUCCGAAAUGGCGCUACCCCAAUAAUGUCACGUUGGAAACCCCAAAGCAACUUGCUUCGGAUUGCGGGUCUCACUCUGGCACUCGUGAGCCCAUGGACAAUGGUUCUCUUUGGGUUUCAUCUAGCUCAUCGUCUGACGACUCGCAACAACUGAGAAUACGUGCGGUAUGUAUUGCUGCCGAAGAAGCCAGAUGGGAGGAAGUGGAAGACAGGACCAAUGAGAGGGAUCGAUGCUUUGUCUUUCGUGAGGAUCUUGAGCGGGAUUUUAGCUCGGCUGCACCAGAUCUGGUUGUGGCAUCCAAGUCGAUGGAUGUUCCCCAAACACCACAGCUCAUAAAUCUUCUUCCAGAAACAUAUGUCGUCCCGUCAAGCCUCCAAGACAAGAUGGGAUCAAUGGCCAGCACAGGAGACGCUCUUGUGAUUGGAGACGUGGGCAGUGGGAAGACCGUCACAGCGUUACUGAUGGCUGCCUUAGACCGCCUUGAACGUCAAAGCUCCACUGUUUACCUGGACUGUAAAAGGUUAAAAGACAGCAAAGGCAUUCGCAUGAAAAACAUACUGUCAGAACUCACGCGGGUCUUUCAAGAGGCGUUGGCAUCCCGGACCAACUCUACAAUCAUUUUGGACGACUUGGAUGAGCUGGCACCGAACUUACAAGGCGGCGCUGACGGUGGAAGUGCACAAUCUCAUCAAGUGAAUCCUGUUGCAGUUGAUCAGGCGAAACUCAUCGGCGAUGUUGUACGACGGUACAUUGAACGACACCCUUCAAAGAGGUCAGGAGAUAAGCAUCUCUCAGUCGUCAUAACCUUCCGAGACAAGAGGUCGCUGGCCUCAUCAAUCGUGAACGCCCGUCCCUUCACACGAACAGUGGAUACUCCGAAUCUAGCGCCAUUGGAAAAGGAGAGGCUCUUGUGGAGGAUGCUAACUUCUGGGGCAGAGCUGGGAGUGAAAUGUGAAGAAAUAGAGUCGACCCGACUAGGUCGCAAGUGCGAAGGUUUCAGACCACAGGAUUUGCAUAUUCUUGCAUCGAAGGUAAAGCAAGCGCUGCAGAGACAGAACAGCACGGCCGAAACUGUCUCUCAAGUAGUCAACAACACCCUUGAGGACGUUACUCCACUACGCAAACUCUCGGGCAACGACAUCAGUGGAGCUGUAGAAUGGGCCGACGUAGGAGGGUUGUUUGAAGCGAAGGAAGCUCUGACAUCAACGAUUUUGAAUCCUGCAAAGUACAGACGAAUAUACGACAAGGCAAAGAUCCGUCUGCCAAGGGGUGUCUUGCUGUUUGGCUGUCCAGGAAAUGGCAAGUCCUUCUUGGUCCCUGCCCUGGCGAAGAAGUGUGGCUUUUCUUUGAUAACGUGCCGCGGUCCUGAAAUACUGGAUAGAUACAUCGGGGCGUCAGAGUCGAAAGUACGCGAGCUCUUUGCAAGAGCUGCAGCUUCCUCACCUGCGAUCCUCUUCUUUGACGAGCUGGAUUCCUUAGCGCCUCGACGAGGGUCUGAUCGCACAGGAGUCACCGAUAGGGUUGUGAACCAAUUACUGACACUUCUUGAUGGAGUUGAGGAUAGUGGGGCAGAAGCCAAAGUCUACAUCGUAGCUGCUACGUCUAGACCUGACAUUGUAGACCCGGCUUUGCUACGUCCUGGGCGUCUUGAAAAGCACAUUUAUGUCGGGUACCCUGAAAGCGAGGAAGAAUGCAACGAGGUGCUCCUGAAGAUUGCCGCCAGGUAUUCAUUGGACGAAGAUGUUCUCCAGCUACUGUCAUCUGGACACCUGGUGCGUGAAUUGAAGUGCGCAUCUUCCAACUUGGCUCGGUUGUCAGCGGCCGACUUCAAGGCAGCAUUUGAUACGGCACAAUUGAGUGCUAUUCAUCAAAUCCUGCGAACAGAUCCCAUGAAAGAGAAUGUGAUGAUCGGGAGGUCUCAUCUUUUUGCAGCUCUGCGCUCUACCAAACCUUCCCUCCCCGAAAGAGACUACGCCGCGUUGAUGGCUGCGUAUACACCAUAUAGAAAGGACCCCGCCGGAACUGGGGACCAAGGUGGAAAUCCCAGAAAGAUUGCAGAGCUCAGAACUGCGUUACGAUAA